Messenger RNA from Hansenula anomala, 876 nucleotides. RefSeq names its product transcription factor TFIIE subunit TFA2 (gene TFA2). Gene Ontology annotation, biological process: transcription initiation at RNA polymerase II promoter. The coding region runs from base 1 to 876 and encodes 291 amino acids. NCBI's taxonomy places the organism in Eukaryota, Fungi, Ascomycota, Saccharomycetes, Phaffomycetales, Wickerhamomycetaceae. The record is from RefSeq and is a predicted model, not a curated record. Gene Ontology annotation, cellular component: transcription factor TFIIE complex. The transcript has a single exon.
AUGUCAAAUCCAUUACUCGCCAACUUGAACGCUUUCAAAAACAAGGUCAAAUCUGCUCCUGUGUUGAGUUCUGCUAGAUCAAAAGCUCAAACUCCACCAGCUUCUGCUAAAUCAAACAAUACUAAACCAUCAAGUUCAAGCUCGUCUAAUAGUUUGAAAAGAUCAGCUGGUGAUGAUUAUGAUGAUGACUUUGAUGGGGAACACUCAAUAAAGAAUAAAAAACCUGCAUAUGAUGCUUCAGGUUCUCAUUUAUCCACAAAAUUGUUAUUAGCUGUGGAUUAUAUUAAAGAGAGAUCAAAACCUGUUCAUAUAGAUGCUCUGUUAUCAUAUCUAAGUUUAAACAAUGAUGAACAGAAAUCAAAAUUAUUAUCACUGAUUAAAAAUCUGGAUAAAAUACAAUAUGAUCCAAAUGAAAACACAUUAGAAUAUGUCUCAAUACAUAACAUCAAGAAUAAAGAUGAAUUGUUAAACUAUUUAAGAGAACAACCAACUUUUAAAGGGAUAUCUGUUAAAGAAUUAAAAGAUGGUUGGAAUGAUUGCAUACAAAGUAUAAAUGAAUUAGAAAACGAGGAUAAAAUAUUGGUUCUUAGAACUAAAAAGGAUAAUCAUCCAAGAUUAGUGUGGGCUAAUGUUGGAGGUGAAUUAGGUGGUGUUGAUGAUGAAUUUGUUAAAGCAUGGCAAAAUGUUAAAUUGCCUGAUAGAUCAGAAUUACCAGGGCUGUUGAACAAACGUGGUUUGAAACCUGCAUCUGUUGAUCCUGCAACAGUUAAAAGUGCAACUAAUAAUGAACCUACUAAAAAGAGAAAACAAAGAAAGGGUAAAAUUACAAACACUCAUAUGACUGGUAUCUUGAAAGAUUAUAGUAAUGGUGUUUAA